This is a messenger RNA of Gilbertella persicaria, 2399 nucleotides long. RefSeq names its product MCM2/3/5 family-domain-containing protein. Gene Ontology annotation, molecular function: single-stranded DNA binding; single-stranded DNA helicase activity; ATP binding. Gene Ontology annotation, cellular component: MCM complex; nucleus. The record is from RefSeq and is a predicted model, not a curated record. NCBI's taxonomy places the organism in Eukaryota, Fungi, Mucoromycota, Mucoromycetes, Mucorales, Choanephoraceae. Gene Ontology annotation, biological process: mitotic DNA replication initiation; double-strand break repair via break-induced replication; DNA replication. The transcript has 4 exons. The coding region runs from base 1 to 2355 and encodes 784 amino acids.
AUGUCAGACACUAUAGCAGAGAUUCCUUUGGCAGACGAUAUUGCCUUGCAACGUUCUAAUCAGUUCAGUGAAUUUCUCGAAUACGAUGGUCAUGCCAAUGAAAAAGGUGCUUAUAAAGAUCAGAUCCCUGCCAUGUUGGAAAACAAGCAACGUCGUCUUAUGGUCAGUAUUGAUGCCCUUCGUCAAUGGAAUCGUGAACUUGCCAUGGAAUUGAUGAACAACCCAGCCGAGUGCUUACCUGCUUUUGAUUCUGCUCUUGUUCAAAUGGCCAGAACCAUCAGUGACAAGUACGAUCCUAGCAAACCUCUCUAUGUAGGAUUCAAGGGUAGUUUUGGUGAUCAUCAUGUCAAUCCUCGUACCUUGCGUGCUACUUUUUUGGGCAAAUUUGUCUGUAUUGAAGGUAUUGUUACGCGCUGUUCCUUGGCGCGUCCUAAAGUAGUGAAAUCGAUUCAUUAUGCUGAAAAGACCAAGAGUUUCUAUAUGCGUGAAUACCGUGAUGCUACUACACCCGGUAACUCGGUGCCUACAGGUGCUGUCUAUCCUACCCAAGACGAGCAUGGUAAUCCUCUGAUCACUGAAUUUGGUUUCAGUACUUACCGCGAUCACCAGACGAUCAGUAUUCAAGAAAUGCCUGAGCGUGCACCUGCAGGACAAUUGCCUCGUUCGGUCGAUAUCAUCCUGGACGAUGAUUUAGUAGACAAGGCUAAACCUGGUGAUCGUGUCUCUAUUGUGGGCAUUUAUCGUAGUUUAGGUAACCGCAAUGCCAACCAAAGCAGCUCAACAUUCAAAACGGUCAUUUUGUGUAAUGAGAUCAGUCUGUUAAGUACAAAAGCAGGUGGAGGUAUUGCUGCUCCUGUCAUUACAGACCGUGAUAUUGUCCAGAUCACUGAAUUGGCACGUAAGAAGAACGCGUUUAAAACGUUGGCUGAGUCCUUGGCUCCUUCUAUCUGGGGACAUCAAUACAUUAAGCGUGCUGUGUUGAUGAUGUUGUUGGGUGGUGUUGAAAAGAACUUGGAGAAUGGUACACAUAUCAGAGGUGAUAUUAACAUGUUGAUGGUGGGUGAUCCUUCUACUGCUAAAUCACAAAUCUUGAGAUAUGUCCUGAACAUUGCUCCUUUGGCUAUUGCUACCACUGGUCGAGGUUCUUCUGGUGUUGGUCUGACAGCAGCAGUCACGACAGAUAAAGAAACAGGCGAACGACGUCUUGAAGCAGGUGCCAUGGUAUUAGCUGACCGUGGUGUAGUUUGUAUUGAUGAGUUUGACAAGAUGAGUGAUGUGGAUCGUGUGGCUAUUCAUGAAGUGAUGGAACAACAGACAGUGACUAUUGCUAAGGCUGGUAUUCAUACCUCUCUAAAUGCUCGCUGUAGUGUCGUGGCUGCUGCUAAUCCUAUCUAUGGUAUGUAUGACUUGACUAAGGAUCCUGCCAAGAAUAUUGCUCUUCCUGACUCUCUCUUGUCUCGUUUUGAUCUGUUGUUUAUUGUGACUGAUUCAUUGGAAGAAACAAGAGAUAGACAGAUUUCUGAGCAUGUAUUAAAGAUGCAUCGUUAUGUUCAACCUGGUGCAGAAGAAGGUGCUCCUAUAACAGAAGCAGUGGAUGAUAUGAUGGGAGAUGGACCUGAAGAUGAAGAAGAGCAAUUAGAAGAGCAAGAUAUUUAUGAGAAAUACAAUGCGUUUAUGCAUGCUGGUGUUAAGUCACAAAAAGUCAUCAAGACAUCCUUCUUAAAGAAAUACAUUUACUAUGUCAAGAAUAUUGUGAAGCCUACCUUGACUAAGAAAGCCACGGAUAGAAUUAUUAAUGAAUACACGUCACUUAGAAAUCAUAAAGAAGAUGAUCCUUCACGUAAAAAGACAGCACCUAUUACAGCGCGUACAUUAGAAACCUUGAUUCGUUUAUCCACAGCACACGCAAAGGCAAGAUUGAGUACAACAAUUGAUGAUAAAGAUGCUAAGGCAGCUGCUGAAGUAUUGAGAUUUGCCAUGUUCCAAGAAGUGGUGCGUCCUCGAAAGACAACAAAGCGUCAAAGAAUGUCCAAGGAAUCAGAUGAAGAAGAAGAAGAAGAAGAAGAAGAAGGCAUGGAGGAAGAUGAUGCUAUGGAAGAAGUUGAACAACAACCUAUUGAAUUGGAAACAAACAGUGAUGAUAUUUCACCUGCUAAAUUCACCUUGUUUAAAGAGAGAUUGAGUCGAUACUUUAAUGAACAAAAUCGCUUGGAAUAUGCUUUUGAUGAUGUUUUCAUGGCUGUCAAUCAAGAUGCAACACAAGAAUUCAGCCCAGAUGAAGUCUUUACUGCUUUAACAAGGAUGUCAGACGAUAACCAAAUCAUGUACAAUGAUGGUGUUGUCUAUAUGCUUUAACUUAUUUAAAAACAUAAUAUAUACACUCUAGAUAAUCAUGAUUU